CAGCAUCGUUUAUAGAGAUCAGUUGGAACUUCACCUCACCUGAACAACGAGCCGAUCACGAUGGAGAGUGUUUACACCGACAAGGGUAUCCCACCCAUUGGACCAUAUUCCCAAGCCAUCAAAGCAAAUGGUUUCGUCUUCGUGUCCGGUCAGAUGCCUGCGACCUUUGAAAAUGGCAAGAUCAAAUUGACCGAAGGCACUGUUACGGACAAGACUCACUCGUUGUGCCGCAACGCCAAAAUCGUCCUCGAAGCUGCAGGAUCGAGCUUGGACAAGGUUGUCAAGGUCACUGUCUUCUUUGCAGAUCUGGACGAUUUUGCCGAGAUGAAUAAAGUAUAUGAGCACUACUUCCCUCAAAAGCCGGCUCGAAGUGCCAUCGAGGCGAAGAGGCUGCCGGCAGGCGUAUCCAUAGAGAUGGAGUUGAUUGCGCUGCAGUGA
Messenger RNA from Exophiala xenobiotica, 438 nucleotides. RefSeq lists its product as uncharacterized. The coding region runs from base 61 to 438 and encodes 125 amino acids. NCBI's taxonomy places the organism in Eukaryota, Fungi, Ascomycota, Eurotiomycetes, Chaetothyriales, Herpotrichiellaceae. The transcript is spliced from 4 exons. Gene Ontology annotation, molecular function: deaminase activity. Gene Ontology annotation, cellular component: mitochondrion; cytosol. The record is from RefSeq and is a predicted model, not a curated record.